This is a messenger RNA of Branchiostoma belcheri (Belcher's lancelet), 1493 nucleotides long. RefSeq names its product dehydrogenase/reductase SDR family member 1-like. The record is from RefSeq and is a predicted model, not a curated record. Lineage: Eukaryota; Metazoa; Chordata; Leptocardii; Amphioxiformes; Branchiostomatidae. Bases 91 to 1083 code for a protein of 330 amino acids. The transcript is spliced from 10 exons.
AGUUUCCCGUGCACUCACCCCACCUAGCGACGGUACUGCAAUGUACUUUGAACUUUACACCAGAAGCGAAGAAGACUAACAACUGCCAAGAUGAGCCAACCCUUGAGCGGCAGGAUUGCUGUAGUUACGGGUGCGUCCCGUGGGAUCGGGAAGGGCAUAGCUCUUCAGCUGGGAGAGGCUGGAGCAACAGUUUACAUCACAGGUCGUACCAUGCAGCCGGAUGGGAGGGGGACGUCACUGAUGGAGUGUGCGGAGGAGAUUGAGAAGCGGGGAGGGAAGUGCAUCCCUGUACAGUGUGACCACGAGAAGGAUGAAGACAUCAAGAAGUUGUUUGAAAAGGUGAAACAAGAGCAGAAUGGACAGCUGGACAUCCUUGUCAACAAUGCCUACAAGGCCGUGGGGGCUCUUACAGAUUCAGCUGCUGGGAAGAAAUUCUACCUUCUUCCCCCAGAAUUCUGGGAUGAUGUCAACAAUGUAGGACUGAGGAACCACUACAUCUGUUCUGUGUACGCUGCACGGCUCAUGGCACCACAGAAGAAGGGUCUCAUUGUCAACAUUUCCUCUUUUGGGGGCCUGGGCCACGCCAUUCAAUCUGUCUACAGUGUUGGCAAGGCUGCAUGUGACCGCAUGGCAACUGACUGUGCCGUUGAGCUGAGGAAGGACAACGUGGCCUUUGUCUCCCUCUGGCCGGGGGCAGUCAGGACUGAGAACAUCUUGGACAUGCUCAAGAAAGGACCCAAGGAAGAUCCCGAGAGGGAUCAAGAUACUUUAGGGGGAGUGAAGAUGGACAGAGAAGCAGUAAAGAGGAUGUUUGAGAUGGGAGAGACUCCAGAGUUUGCUGGCAAGGCUGUUGUCCAUCUUGCUGCUGACCCAAACAUCAUGCAGAGGUCUGGGAAGAUCCAGUGUACUGCAGAGUUGGCAGAGGUGUACGGCUUCAAGGACAUUGAUGGGAGACAACCACCAAAUUUCCGGCGCAUCAAGGAUGCCCUCUCCAUGUUUGGGUACACACGCCUGGCCGCUUGGAUCCCAUCCUUCAUCAAGAUCCCAUACUGGCUUCUCGUGGUCGCCACACAUAAAUUUUAGUUUAUUAUGACUGUGUUUCUCCCCAACAACACAGGCAGUGCUGUUGGAGAUGUAGUAAAUGGUUUAUUGGUAAAAACACAGCACAAAUUGGCCUUGUGGUAUACACUGAAUGGAGCCAAAUUUUACACUCCACAUACUCAGUAAAACUAGCAUUGUAGGCUAAUAUAGUACAUAAUUAUAUAUUACAAUGUAUAUUAUACAAGUAUAUACAAGUAACGUUUGAUAAUGUAGACAUGGUUUUCCAUACUAUAAAUAUAGCGUGGUGGUUUAACAUCAUAGAUAUUAAAAACAGCAUUAUUGUAAACAGCGUUAUUGUACACAAUCAGCAGUGUCACACUAUCUCUGUCAUUAAAUGACGACCUUUAUUGCACAUUUUUGCCUCACUGGGCUAUUUUAGUAAAAGAUCACAA